This is a messenger RNA of Branchiostoma floridae (Florida lancelet), 2296 nucleotides long. RefSeq names its product receptor tyrosine-protein kinase erbB-4-like. Lineage: Eukaryota; Metazoa; Chordata; Leptocardii; Amphioxiformes; Branchiostomatidae. The transcript has a single exon. Gene Ontology annotation, cellular component: signaling receptor complex. The coding region runs from base 197 to 2296 and encodes 699 amino acids. Gene Ontology annotation, biological process: protein phosphorylation; positive regulation of kinase activity; cell surface receptor protein tyrosine kinase signaling pathway. The record is from RefSeq and is a predicted model, not a curated record. Gene Ontology annotation, molecular function: transmembrane receptor protein tyrosine kinase activity; ATP binding.
CUCUGGUAUCGGUCUCACGCGUCUAGUAGAGUUCACUGACUUUUUCGUACAUUUGUCAGCAACCAUUGGAUAUACAUUUAAAGACUCAUCUGAUAUUGUCAAUUAUAAGAAGCGUAAAGUGUACUUUAGCUUUGAAGAUGACAGCUGUGAAGUGAACUUUACAAUCGGAGUCAGCCAUGAUAAAGAUGUGGCGUAUAUGAAUUAUCUUAUGAAAGCUGACUACAGAAGGUUAACGCAGUACUCAGAGGAUGGAAAAAACAAGUUGUCGUUGUUUGUUGUCUUACAGGAUUACUAUGCACUUCUUGAUGCCGGACGCAUCGAUCCGACGUGGAUCACUGGUUUUAACACGUACAGGUACUUUAUUCUCGUUAGCCUCGGCACACUUAAAACAGGCACACCUGUGGCAUUCAAAAGAUCAGUGGCAAACUUUAUGGCUCCAAGUCCGUACGGAGAAUCAAAUCUUACAGCUCAAAUUACUUUCAAACUUGCUGGUUGUCCACAUGGAAAGUACGGCGCAUACUGUGACAAAAACUGCACAUGUAAGAACGACGCCCGGUGUCACGGCUUCAACGGGGCGUGUCUGUGUGCUCCUGGCUGGAAGGGCGUGUCAUGCGACAUACCAACCCCAGCUGUUGCUAUUGACGUCCGGCCCGAAGGAAACAUGUAUAUAACUGGGAAUGUUUCCCUACAAUGUCGUCCUGUCCAUAUCAAUGCCUCGUCGAUGACGUGGUGGUUUCGGGCAUCUCGUAACAACAGUUCCAAGGUUUUUAUCCAAACUUCCCGUAACUUUUCAAUCAGUCCAAUUCUACCAGAGACAAAUGGCGUGUACACGUGUGAAGCCACCACAUCUGAUGGACAGACACUGGAGAGAAACUACGUCUUAGAUGUGAUGGAAUGUCCUUCCGGUCUUCACGGGGAGCGCUGUGACAGGCCGUGCGACUGUCUACAUAACGUUGGUUGUGACCGUUGGGCGGGGUGUAUAUGUGAGGCCGGUUGGACAGGCCCUACCUGUAACAUGUCCUGCCCUUCAGGAACAUUUGGGACAAACUGCAAAAAACUAUGUCGAUGUGAAAACGGCGCGGAGUGCAACCCUUUCAACGGUACUUGCAUCUGUCCGCCGGACCUGACAGGAGAAUACUGCGAAGGGAAGCAAAGUAGUCCAUUUCACACGACACAUGACACCUUACAGUAUUUUACUUUACUUCUUUUCAUCCUUCCUGUUGUAAUAGUUGCCGUUGUAGUUAGGAGAAGAAGGAAAUUUCUCAAGGAACAACGGCAGCAACCAGUUCACGAGGAACUGCAGCUUGUUGAGGUCAAUCAAGAACUGAACAUGGCAGACACGUUAGUGCCAUGGGAACGAGACCCGCAGUACCUGACCCUGGGUAACCUGGUCGGGGUUGGCACAUUCGGCCAUGUUGUAGAGGGAACCUUGGAAUUGCCUGGAGAACUACCGGUAAGAGUAGCUGUCAAAACUGUGAACGCCAAAGACAAUUCUGGAUAUGUCCAAGCGGAUUUCAAUCGUGAGAUGGACAUUCUGAUCUACCUUUACGACAGGUCCUUACACAUGAAGGAAGAUGAAAAAGUUAUGCACCCAAAUAUCAUUCAGCUAUACGGUGUUGUUACCCUGUCUGACCCGAAGAGGAUAAUACUAGAAUUCGCCCCUCACGGAGACCUUCAGAUGUACCUGAAAAGACUACGAGACGACAUCAAUGCAGUGAACUGGGCCACUUUACUUGGUUUUGCCGUCGGUGUAUCUAAGGCUCUACAGGAGUUAGAAAGAGUCACUAUUGUCCAUCGUGAUGUGGCCGCUCGGAAUGUGGUCAUCACAGACGGAAUGGUCGCUAAGCUGGCAGACUUCGGUUUGGCCCGAGACGUCUACACCAACACUGCGUACGAGCACACCGAUCACCACGGGCGAGACGAGUUACUCCCGCUGAAGUGGAUGGCACUGGAGUCUAUCCGAGAUGGAAUUUACUCCUGUCAGAGUGACGUGUGGUCGUUUGGUGUCAUGUUGUGGGAGAUUGCCAGUCUAGGAGAGGAGCCGCGCUAUCCUGGACCUUUCCGACCCAACUGUUGUCAGAUGGUCAACAUGCUUCGGCAAGGAAAGCGCAUGGAGAAGCCUGAACAAUGUUCCAUUGACCUGUACAGACUGAUGUGUCAGUGUUGGUAUGAUGCUCCUGACCAUAGACCGACUGCUGCUCAACUUGAAGUAAGGCUUGGGGAUCUUGUGGAAGACGCAAACAAUAGGGUCCCAGCAAAUGACGUUGUUGUUUUCGAGUGGGAAACUACCUUGUGA